This is a messenger RNA of Contarinia nasturtii (swede midge), 549 nucleotides long. RefSeq lists its product as uncharacterized. Bases 1 to 549 code for a protein of 182 amino acids. NCBI's taxonomy places the organism in Eukaryota, Metazoa, Arthropoda, Insecta, Diptera, Cecidomyiidae. Gene Ontology annotation, molecular function: protein binding. The transcript has 2 exons. The record is from RefSeq and is a predicted model, not a curated record.
AUGCAGCUCACCAUCCAUUCACAAAAUGUGAAUGGCCUACGUUCGAAAAUUCCCGAAUUUAUUGCUGAUGUAAUGGCCAAACAAUCAUCAAUUGUUCAACUGUCAACAAUUUAUAUGCUUUGCGAAACACAUUUGGACAACGCUAUCAAUACAAACGAUAUUUUUCCACCAAUGUACAGUGUUCAUCGAUGUGACCGUUCAACGAAUACAGAGAGAGACCAACUACAUUCAAAGGAGAGAGGCGGCGGAGUAUUGAUUGCUGUCAACAACAAACUAAAGUCAGUUUGCAUCGGAACGGGUGACCAUUUCGGAGCAGAACAAAUUUGGAUUUUAUCGGGAGAUAAUAUUCAAUCGCUAAAUAUAAAACCAGUUGAAGGUCAAGCGCGUGCGAAAUUCAAUUUUCAAGCUCAAUCACCAAUCGAACUGUCAUUGAAUAAGGGGGAAUUAAUUAUACUUACACGACAAGUUGAUGACAAUUGGUUUGAAGGAAGGAUCGCGAAUCGAAAAGGAAUCUUUCCAGUUUCAUACGUUGACGUGAGUUGUAGUUAA